AGUCAUGUCAUUUCAUUAAUUUUGUUGCUGACGCGCUUACAGAACCAUUGCGGUAUUUUCAUCAAAGAUUCGUGUGUUACAAAUAAAUAACUGUGUUUAAAAAAUAAUAUUAAUAAUUUAUAGACAACCGUGCCAAUAAAAAGUACCUACGAAAUGGCUGAUGUGUUGGAUAUCGAAAACUCCGAGGAGUUUGAAGUUGAUGAGGACGGUGAACAGGGAAUUGCAAGAUUGAAGGAGAAGGCGCGUAAACGGAAGGGUCGCGGUUUUGGUAAUGAAAGCGGAGGUGGGGGAGCCACUGAGAGAGGCAACAGGGGAAGAUACGACAGUCUAGCACCAGAAGGCGACGGGAACACACCCGGCCCACAGAGAUCAGUGGAAGGUUGGAUAUUGUUUGUAAGCAAUGUGCAUGAAGAAGCCCAGGAGGAAGAUAUACAGAACCAAUUCUCGGAGUUUGGCGAGAUCAAAAACAUCCAUUUGAAUCUGGACCGGCGUACCGGUUUCCUCAAAGGGUACGCGUUAGUGGAGUAUGAGACAUACAAACAGGCAGCGAGUGCCCGCGAAGCGUUAGACGGCGCAGACAUCCUUGGUCAGGCAAUAUCCGUAGACUGGUGCUUCGUCAAAGGACCCACUAAAGGGCACAAGAAGAGGCGGUAGACAAUACUCGUGUUUUUUUAAUUCAGUGUUGCCACUAUCAGAAUAUUUGUUUUGUACUACAGAUGACUCGUAGAUACUCUACAGAGAUUUUUGUCAUAAAUUUUUGUUUAAAAAUAAUGUAAUCGUGCUCUACGCGUAGCCCAAUUGACCUACCGAGCACUUUUUCCAAAUUAUUAAUUUAUGGUGAUAGAAAUAAAGUGUAUUUUACUUUAGUUCCUACCAUAUUUUUUGUAAUUUGCAUUAUAUUGUCCGGGUUUAAAUGAAACUAUCACAAAAGUGACUGUUUAACACUGAUGACUAAAAUAAUAUAUUUAGCCUGUAAUU
Amyelois transitella is the source of this 978-nucleotide messenger RNA. It is a transcript of the gene tsu, whose product is annotated as RNA-binding protein 8A. The record is from RefSeq and is a predicted model, not a curated record. The coding region runs from base 154 to 654 and encodes 166 amino acids. Gene Ontology annotation, cellular component: cytoplasm; nucleus; exon-exon junction complex. NCBI's taxonomy places the organism in Eukaryota, Metazoa, Arthropoda, Insecta, Lepidoptera, Pyralidae. Gene Ontology annotation, molecular function: mRNA binding. Gene Ontology annotation, biological process: RNA splicing. The transcript is spliced from 5 exons.